Aureobasidium uvarum is the source of this 159-nucleotide messenger RNA. NCBI's taxonomy places the organism in Eukaryota, Fungi, Ascomycota, Dothideomycetes, Dothideales, Saccotheciaceae. The record is from the annotation of a GenBank genome assembly.
AUGUGUGAUUACACAAAAGUCGAAUACUGCUGUGGCCACCUAAGAUACACUGUACGUGCCUGGUGCGUCAGAUACCAGGAGUCACACAAGCGCUGUCCCCCCAAUGUUGUUGCCGUACAGANNGAGUACAGAUUCGAGGAACCAUGUGGUACGGACAUC